AUGGCCGGCUGCAGGCGCUUCCAUGCGAGCAGUGGCUGCAGCCUGUUCCUGGCUGAUGAUCCGGCCUCGGGCGUGCACCUCGGCGUGGAAGGUGGGAUACUCUGCCAGCUCCUCCGCUCUCCAGAUUACAACCUUUUCCCCAAGUCGGCAGUGUUUGAAAGUAAUUUCAUCCAGGUGACGAAGCAGGGGAACUGGGUGGAUAUCCAUAACGCCCCCACACUGGUGACCCUGGGGGUGACGUCCUCAGAGCCCUGCCUACCCCUCCCCAAUGUGCUCCUGAUCGCCAGGCUCGCAGUGCUGGGAGAAAGCCCCCUCGGGAGGGCGGACCAGCCCCAGGAGCCCUCCAUGGCCCUUAGCAGGCUUCUUCCGUUGAGGUACGUCAGACUGUCGGUGCAGGACAGCAGCCGGCGCCUGCUGCGGGUGCAGGUGGUCACGGGGAAGGUUUAUUACCUGCGGCUGCACCAGGCACACCCUGACGCUGUGUUCAUGCUCUGGAGCCGGCUGGCGGACAUCCUGCAGCGGGGGCUCUCCAUCACCACCAAGGACCCCGCCAUCCACGUCCCGCACAGCCUGGUGCUCAGCGUGGGCAGCUCCUCCACCAGCUCCCCUGCACAGCUGGUGCCUGAUUCGCAGCCGCCCUGGGGAGCCAGUCGCAGCGUGGUGGCAAGGAUGGGCAAGCGAUUAUCGGGGACACUCUCCCAUCUCUCAGGAGCAGCCCUGGGGAAAACGGAGAAAGACAGCUCAGUCCAGAGAAGGUAA
Messenger RNA from Gopherus evgoodei (Goodes thornscrub tortoise), 759 nucleotides. RefSeq names its product protein FAM71F2-like. Lineage: Eukaryota; Metazoa; Chordata; Testudines; Testudinidae. The coding region runs from base 1 to 759 and encodes 252 amino acids. Gene Ontology annotation, cellular component: nucleus. The transcript has 4 exons. The record is from RefSeq and is a predicted model, not a curated record.